Molecule: messenger RNA, 249 nt
Organism: Rhodofomes roseus
Lineage: Eukaryota; Fungi; Basidiomycota; Agaricomycetes; Polyporales; Fomitopsidaceae
Exons: 3
Coding region: 1-249 (82 amino acids)
Source: RefSeq, a predicted model, not a curated record
AUGCUUGCCCGAUAUCCAACAGAUUUUGCUGAGAUACCCGAAGCACAAAACCGUAGCCUUUUCUCGGAGAGAGGAUCUAUCGGUGUCGCCCACGACUACGAGAAGAAGUACGAACCCGAUCCGCCAUUCCAAGGCGCAGGCCCGCAAGCACGUAUCUGGCAGGUCUACGGCAAGGAAGCCGAUGAGCUUGACUCGGACAUGAUUGGCGGGUGGAAGGCUACGAUAGAUGUCUUCCUGGUCUUUGUAUGA